This is a messenger RNA of Macrosiphum euphorbiae (potato aphid), 258 nucleotides long. The record is from the annotation of a GenBank genome assembly. Lineage: Eukaryota; Metazoa; Arthropoda; Insecta; Hemiptera; Aphididae.
AUGCCUUUUUUAGACAAGUGCUGUGUCGAAAAUUGUAUGGGAAUAUCUAAAAGUAGAUUUAGUGUUCCUAAACUUUCCCAUGAAAAAUGGGAAAAAGCUUUAGGAAAAGUUUUAAAUAAAAGGUCUAGAGUUUGUGGAGACCACUUUGAGCCACAAGACAUUAUAAAUACUUGGGUAUCAGGCGAAGGAAGUAGCAAGUACACCAUAUGUUUAAAAAAGCCUCGUUUGAGGUCUGGAGCUGUACCUCUACUCUAUUAA